Pseudomassariella vexata is the source of this 240-nucleotide messenger RNA. RefSeq lists its product as uncharacterized. The transcript has 3 exons. The coding region runs from base 1 to 240 and encodes 79 amino acids. Lineage: Eukaryota; Fungi; Ascomycota; Sordariomycetes; Amphisphaeriales; Pseudomassariaceae. The record is from RefSeq and is a predicted model, not a curated record.
AUGGACUCCAUCAAGAACGCGAUUUCCGGCAACAGCUCCGGCGGCAACAGCUCCGGCGGCAACAACCAGCAGGGCAACCAGGCUGCCGGCCAGGACUAUGGUGACAAGGCCUUCGCUGCUGGUGCUAAGGCGAGCGGUCACGAGAUGUCCGCCGGCACUGAGGAGAAGAUCACCGAUGCUGGACGUGGGGUCUACGAGAAGAUCUCUGGCAACAAGGUCGACCCCAAGUUCUCCAACUAG